Molecule: messenger RNA, 1438 nt
Organism: Daldinia vernicosa
Lineage: Eukaryota; Fungi; Ascomycota; Sordariomycetes; Xylariales; Hypoxylaceae
Product: dienelactone hydrolase
Exons: 6
Coding region: 250-1101 (283 amino acids)
Molecular function (GO): hydrolase activity
Source: RefSeq, a predicted model, not a curated record
GUAUGGGGUAGCCUGGUCCCGACGAUCGGAUAUAUCAUCUGAUGCACCAGGAAAUAUCCGGCCUUGUGAUCGCCGAUCUCAGUCGGAGCCGUGGUUUUGUGGGCUGAUUUUGCCCCCCGCAUUUCAAGUCCCACAGCCGGCGCGGGGUCUUAAUAUAAUUAUAUCGGUGGUAUCCCUCUCGAAACGCGCGGGCCAGCAAAGUCUUGCAUCUCACAUCGUAGUUGGUUCGAUCAGUGUUAUAAGGUCAAGAUGCUGCUGAACGAAAGUCAUACCGACGUGCAAACGACCGUGGAUGGGAAGGAGACGUCGAUGAGAAUUUUCACAUUCCAUCCCACCAUCCCGCAAUAUCCUGAUGCUCGAUUUCCUGGCGUCGUGCUAUUCAGCGAGAUCUAUCAAGUCACGGGCCCAGUAGCGCGAUUCGCGCGUCAAAUCGCAGGUCAGGGCUAUAUUGUUGCCGCUCCAUCGUCGUAUCACGACUUCACUGGUCCCGAAGCCCUAGCCUACGAUGGCCCGGGAACGGACCAGGGGAACGAAUGGAAGGUGAAGAAGACUCUUCAAUCAUAUGACGAGGACUCUCACAAGGCGGUUGAUUACCUCCUCAGUCUUCCUACGUGUACGGGCAGGAUAGGCAGUACUGGAAUGUGUCUGGGUGGCCAUCUUUCUCUACGAGCUAGUCUUGAUCCGCGGAUAAGCGCAACCGUCGCGUACUUUGCUACCGAUGUGCACUCCCGUACGUUGGGACCUCAUUCGGGGGCCAACUUGUCAGUCGAGGGCCCAGCGAACAGUAACCACACAAUCGACAGGCUCGGCGAAAUCAAGGGCGAGGUAGCCAUGAUUUUCGGCAUCAAGGACACCCACGUUCCGGACGAGGGCCGCGACUUGAUUCGACACAAGCUGAGGAGCUCUGGAACAGUCUUUAGUUUCUACGAGUUCGCGUGGGCGCAGCACGCCUUCAUCCGCGAUGAACUGAGCAAGGGUCGCUAUGAUCCAGCCAUCACGAAGAUAUGCUUCGAGGUGUUGCUGGAACUGUUCGGCCGAGUGCUAAAGUCGGACCUGGGACAGAGGGAUAACAAGCCCGAGAAGAUUGAGCACGUUUGUUGAUGAGUCUCUGACGUCGGCAGUCUAUAUCAGGAAAACCGAAAACAACCUCCGGGGGUAUUAAUUAGUUAUAUAUUCGCUCAUUAUCUUAGGUAUCAAAACUGCAUAUUAUGUAUACCGACUCAAUCCCUGAAAAAAUGGAGGCAAGGCAGGCAUACGUAGAUCAAAAUAUGUAACCCUACUUGGAGGCUACUUGAUAUUUCAACAGGCCAGAAACGGCCUCUAGGAAUGCCUUACCAAAUAUAAUGGACGUUGGACUCGUCCGCAUUUUGUUGGUUGAAAAUGAGGCAUGUAGACAUUCGAAACGUUUUCGGAAUAUGUAGUCGUCGGUUGGGGGCCG